This is a messenger RNA of Sycon ciliatum, 7602 nucleotides long. RefSeq lists its product as uncharacterized. The record is from RefSeq and is a predicted model, not a curated record. NCBI's taxonomy places the organism in Eukaryota, Metazoa, Porifera, Calcarea, Leucosolenida, Sycettidae. Gene Ontology annotation, biological process: autophagosome assembly; regulation of autophagy; protein autophosphorylation. The coding region runs from base 124 to 6594 and encodes 2156 amino acids. The transcript is spliced from 10 exons. Gene Ontology annotation, molecular function: ATP binding; protein serine/threonine kinase activity. Gene Ontology annotation, cellular component: phagophore assembly site; cytoplasm; membrane.
CGUUCAAUGGAAUAUGCCAGUAAACAGCGAGAUUGACUGCUGGGCAAGACUAGAACACAAGAACGUUCUACCGCUCUGGGAGCAGCUCGACACGAUGAUUCAGUUCUAUUCUUCACCGAACUCAUGCCAGGCGGCAGCGUAGCAGACUUUCUCUUCUCGGCCGACGAUAAGCCCUAUCCCCUGGACGAAGGGAAAGCACUGAGCUUUCUGGAGCAAGUCCUACAAGGAAUCAAGUAUAUGCAUACGCAGAGAAUUCUCCACUGUGAUAUCAAAGGAAGCAAUAUUCUCCUGGCAGAUGAAGAGCGUCGCUUUGCGAAGAUUGCGGAUUUCGGUACGGCUAUCGAUUUACGUGGGGACGGCACGGAUGGCUAUGAGACGUCUGUGCACUCCAGUGCUGGCGGCGGAGGAGGUCUUGGCUUCAGGUCCGUCGUGGGCUCCCAGCCAUGGAUGUCACCAGAGGUGGCUAGAUCAGCUGCUGGUGCUGACUCCUACCCGCGCGAUAUCUGGGCUUGCGGUUGCUUUCUCUACGAGAUGUUGAAUGCCAAAGCACCGUGGUCGUGUGCGAAUGUCGGCUCUCUCAUCUUCAUGAUUGGUAAAUGCAACUCGCGUGACAAGGUGCCCAAGUUGCCUAGCAACGUGUCGUCAUUCACACAAAAGCUGUACGAUGCCAUGACAACUAUCGAUGUAGCUGAUCGUGCCACGGCUACAGAGUUGGUGGAGAUGUUCGAAGAUUAUCGUCAGAAGAACGGAGCUGGCCCGAGGUCUCUCUCGUCGGUGGGACGUGAUUUGCUAACGGAGAUGAGUUGUCAAGACGACGCGGCGGUGGAGAAUCCCGGCAAGAGCAUCGCCGACGACGACGGCACGUUGCCAUCGUCACGAGGCGACACACUGACACCCGACCUCGCCAUGGCCGUUGCCACUGACAACGAUGCAGGCGAUGCCGACGUAACCAUGGUAAACAUGGCUGCCGACGAGAAGGCCAUGGUGCUGGCAUCAGCAGCGGCAAGACGGGGGUAUGCGAACAGCUCACAGAACGCCACCACAAGUUCAACUUCAUCAGGUAUUGACGUGUCUUACGAUGACCACCCAGUGACUAUAAACCCAGACGAUGCUGACGCUGCAGAUCUCCCCAUGGGGUAUACUAGAGCAUCAGGUAACCAUGACGACAGCCAAUCACCGGCAACCGUUACUGGGCAUGACGCCGACAUGGACAUUACGGUACACGAGGAGGAGCCUCACACCGCGCCUUCCAUGUGGCAUUACAAUCACCAUGCCGACCGAUCAGCGGUGCAGCCACGACCGCGCUCAGCAGCGUUCGCCGCGGCACAAGGAGAGGACGAUGUUGUCAUGGUGACUACUCAGCAGUAUGACCCGAGCAAUCCCAGCGUUCAACAGCAGCACCAACCGUCAUCGUCAUCGUCACCAUCAUCGUCAGGACUGACAGCGCCGUCCAGUGCGCAUGGCUGCGGCGGUGGUGGUGGUGGCGGUGAUGGUGGGAGCAGUCUGGGUUCGAGCUGGGAAUUCGUGGAAUCAACCAGCCCGUCGUGCCUACCAUCCUCACUCUCAAAAGUAGCUGCUGCAACAGCGACAAGAGCAAGCCCCGCGGCAACGACAGGUCCCAGCGAUGGCCACCAUGGUAACACGAACACCAAUGACGUCACCACCACUGCCGAGAGCACUGGUCGUCGUAGUAACGCGUCGUCUCAGAGUAGGCAGCCGAGGCACUCCGCAGUUGCCGCCAUCUCGCCAGGACAACGCACGGACCAUUCCGACACGCUCGCCUCAAUCAACUUUCGCUCUGCGCAGCGGCAGGCCAGCGUGGAGCAAGGCGCUCGAUUCAAAUCUCCCCUACGGCAUAUGCACACCUGUCCCGAUCUGUCCCUCUCAUCUGCCUGGCAAUCUCGACCACCACUCUCCUCAACGGCAGCAGCAGUGACAGCCACCGCAGCCACGACGGCAGCAGCAACAGCAGCUCAAGGAGGAGGACCUAGCGGCGGAGGUACAGGCGCUGAAGUGCCGGCGUUGCCCAAUGAGAUCUCACCGUCCAGUUCCAGUCGUCCCAUUGCCAUAGCAACGCAGAAACAAGCCGCUGCCGAUUACUCGUCCAUGCGACCUGGUUUUGUACCAUCCAACCAGAGCGCUACGAGCUUCACAAAUUCAUUUCUUUCAGGCAGUGGAGUGUUCCCGUACGAUUCCUCCGUCACGCGACCUAGCAAUGUUGAUCUCCAUGACAGCGAUCAUCAAUACUACACGACUAUUGGCGCACACUCGGCGUACACAACCCUGCCGACCAAUCCACUGUCACCCGUUACCAUGGACACCGCUGUACGGCUAGCACCAGCGGUUGCUAGGUUACCGCGAUCAGCUGCCGCACCACCACCAACACCACAACUGGUGUCAACGGCAGCAGCAGCAGCAGCAGCUAUGCCAGGGACAACUACAACUCGACGUGCUCCUCCUGCACAAGCACCGGCCUCGGCGUUCGUGCAUGGCACUCAAACCAAUGGCGGUGGUUCAGAUCUGCGUGGCACUGCUGUGGCAGCGUAUCACCAUGGUUAUGCGGCUCAGCCUCAUGCCAACCAUGGCAACGGCUAUGGGCGUCCACAAUCUGGUAUGGAUCCUGCUGCUGGUGCCAGUGCGGUGGGCCAUAGUGCAUACCAUGAUCAGUACGGUGCACAGCAUCAUCAGGGAUGUCCACCCAGGGACUUCUACCGUGGGUCCGGGAACGGCCACCACCACCACCCAGCGUUACCCAGGGCGGGGAAUCCCCCCGGUGCCGGAGACGGUACUGGACAUGACAUGUACGUGUAUAGCCCCAGGGUGGGUGCAGGGGCAGGGGCAGGGGCAGGCCAUGGCAGGCUGGAUGACAGCAACACGGUGUUGACAGGGCAGCAGAGCCAGCAGCAGCAGCAACAUCAGCAGCACCACCACCACCAGCAGCAGCAACAUCAGCUGCAGCAGCACCACCACCAGCACCAGCAACAACAGCUGCAGCAGCACCACCACCAGCAACAGCAACAGCAGUGGCAGCAGCAGCAACAACAGCACGCCGGGCAAGGACUGACAGAGAUUCAUGGUCAGAAUGAACCUGGGAGUGCAGCCUUCACAUCUGCAGCAGCAGCAGCAGCAGCAGCAGCAGCAGCAGGUCUGAAUACAAGAAACUGUGCUGGACCUGUGGAUACAGCUGCUGCUGCUGGUGGUGGUGGUGGUCCUCACACUACUACGGCAACACAGUCACAGUCGCCCCCGUCCGUAAUGUCCUUUAACACGGCACCGGGCACAACCAUCCCAGCAGCAACAACACCAACACGUGGAAGAACGACAGCGUCACAGACCGGCAAUGCUGAUGGUGACGACGAUGACAGUGAUGAAGCGCCGUUUGACGCCGGCGCCAGUUUUGAGGUACAGCUGAGUAACCAUGACACCCCAAGCAACGAGAAUCGCGGUAUCAUUGAUAGCAUAUUCAAUGCCAAGUCAGCAGCCACAGCCACUAGUGCUAGUGCCAAUCCAGCACCCGCCGUCGCCACCACACCCAGUGCUGACGUAUCCAGGACGACCGUUGCUCCGGGUUACUCCAGUUCUCGUAUCCAAGGUGAGCUCUUCCUGGAGGACCUGACUGUAUCCUCGUCGUCGACGACAACACCAACUGGCCACCUCCCGUCACCCAUGGAUAUGACAAAGUCGGCGAAGACAUCGUCUGCACUAGUAUCAUCUCAAACCAUGACAUCAUCAUCUCAACCUAUGACAUCAUCAUCAUCUCGGCCUGUGACAUCACCGUCUCAGCUUCAGCCACCAUUGUCAUCAGUGACGAGGAGGACACUUAUGUCUGAUAGCAUUUGUGAUGGUGAAGCAGACAUGCACACUGGCCACAGCGAUGAGGGCCUCAAACAAACACCACCAUCCACUACUACAACAGCAGCAGCAGCACCACCACCACCAGCAGCAUCGGCAGCAGCAGUAGCAGCAAUGCCAGCACCACCGCAACGACAACACCAAUAUCAUACGUCACCUGUUUAUUGCGACGACAACACACCACACGGCCAUGCACAACACACCAACAACACAGACCGUGUACGUAUUGCCGUGGCAAGUAGUGCCGUCGCUUCUGAAUGGAGACCACCGGGAACGCAACCACAUCAACAGCAACAUCACUUCCCGCCCUCCGCCGCUCACAAUCAGAAUGGGUCUCACCAGUUUUUCCAUGGUUACGAUGCCAUGGCAACCGGCCAGACUGCGGAGCAUGUUGCCAGGCAACGUGAAACUACUCCAGGGAGCAGAACACACGAUGUGACGGCGAUGGAUGUCCAAUUUGUUGGCGCCAGCCAGUCGCCUCCAGCGCACCCUCACCUUCACCAACAACAGCAUCACAACUCACGGCAACAACAGCAGCAGCAGCAGCAGCAGCAGCAACAGCAGCAGCAGCAGCAACAGCAGCAGCAACAGCAGCAGCAGCAGCAACAGCAACAGCAACAGCAGCAGCAACAGCAGCAGCAACAGCAACAGCAGCAGCAGCAGCAACAGCAGCAACAGCAGCAACAGCAGCAGCAACAGCAGCAGCAACAGUAUCAACAAAGUGGAGCUGGACACAAUGCUGUGGAGGAUGUCAGACAGAGACAGCAACAUAAUGAGCAGUAUGGAUUCCAGCAGAGGCAACAACAGCAACAACAGCAGCAGCAGUACAACACCUCACCCAGACUAAGUGGACGGCAACAACCGAUGCAUAGCCCCGAUCUCCGGCUUCCGCACCAACCUGGACAGAGUCCUGAUCUGUCUCACAGCCGCAGAGAGCAGCUUCAGCAGCAGCAACAGCAGCAGCAGCAACAAAGCUUUCAGCAUGAGCCGCAGCGUUACUCCCAACAUCCUCCCGGGCAUCAUUCCCCAUUCCCAGGCCAAGAUGGAGGGCACAACCAGCAGCAGAGGCAGCAGCAGCAACAGCAAGGACAUGACUCCCACCAUCACCACCAUCAACAGCACGAUCAACAACACCAGCCACAACACCAGCAACAGUCAGAGCACCUCUCUGACAAUAACCGUCAUUAUCCACAUGGUCGCCAUGACGAUGACGCUGGACGGCAGUUUCGAAAGACCUGGCAUGACCAGCAGCAGCAGCACCCCAAUGCGUACUAUCAUGAUUACCAACAACGACCACAACAGCAACCACAACAACAACCAAAACAACAACCACAACAGCAACCGCAACAACAACCACAACACCACCAACAACAUCCGCAACAGCAACAGCAUGACGUUGAUUGGCAGCCUCGGCUGCAGCAACAACAGCACCAGCAAAGCUACCACCAUCAGCAGCAGCAUCAACAGCAGCAACAGCAGCAUCAACAGCAGCAGCAACAACAGCAGCAACAACAGCAACAGCAGAACAGACACAGCAGCGAUCGCCAGUACCAGCCACAGCAGCAGCAGAAUUUUCCCCAAGGUGGACAGUAUCAGCAACAAAACCCACACCAGCAACCGCAACAGCAGCAGCAGCAACAGCAGCAGCAGCAACAGCAACAGGAACACCCGCAGCAGCAGCAGCAGCAGCAGCAGCACCACCACCACCAGCAGAAGAAGGACAGGCACUCUUCAAGGCAAUGGGACGAGCAGCAAUUUCCAAUUGGCGGUGGCAAUGAUCACUUGGAGCAAAGAACAAGCGGUCAGAUCUAUCAAUACCCUGCAGAAGAUCUAGACUAUGGCGCACAACAACAACAACAUUCCCGUUACAGCAAUGACAACCCACCACAACUGCAGCAGCAGCAGCAGCACCAUAGCAACAGCCAUCACCACGGUCACCACUGGCAGCGCGACUCAAGCCAAUCAUCCAGCAGUAGCUUAGCGGGAAAUCCCCGCGAGUAUGAUGAUUACUCUCCUGACCGAGGUUUCCAUGACAAUCACCAUGGCUUCAACAACGCAGGCCAAGCGCCACAAUCACAGUCUCAAGCGGAUCAGACGGGUGACGACGAUGAUGGGCAGAACCGUGCUGUCGGGUUGCCCUGCCGACGAUUCACCGAGCCACUGAGGUCGCUGACGGAGGACAACAACCCUGACCUCAUACCCAGCCAGGCUGCACGGCAGCUGUCGUCCUCCGGCCUGGUCCAUCGUGUCGAGCAUGACCCUGCUAGCGGUGGUGCUGGUGCUGCUGAUGCUGGAGAUUGUCAUGGACCGUACGGUGCAGGCCGAGGUGGUCAUGGUGAUGGUGGUGAUGGUGGAGGAUUUCUAUUUGGAAACUCUGUUGCAGCCACCAUAGGUAGUCAAAUGUCCAAGGUAUCCGUAUACCUGUACCUACGACCCAGACACGGCAGUGGCAAUGCAGGUACAGUUGCCACGGGAACAGCGUCGUCAUCGUCGUCGUCUUCGCCGUCCUUCAGACUUCUGGUCAACGUCAUGGUGGAUAACACGUGGAAGGUUUCCAGACUGUUGAGGUUCAUCUCCGACAAGGUUGCUAUGGAGACUGGGCUGACAUCCGUCAGGCUUCUAGCCAUGGCUGACAGUGACGUUACACGUGUAGACGUUGGUCGCCUGCGUUCAGUCGCCAAGUCCGACAACCUGCUGACCGUGUGUCCGUCAAGGGCACUCUGUGUCGCCGUGGAAACGUAACGUAUUGUUGCCGUACGCACGCACGCAUGCACGCUAACUGACGGAGAUGCGACAUGUUGAGCAUCGGGAGUUUGUUGAGAGCUAUAAGUAACACUAGUUUCAUUGCUCCGGAGUGACCUGUCCCUCUACCCCAGUGGGCAUACCCUGCAUUCAGCCGUACUUGUUUUGACAGAGUCUAGUUGGAAAUUCUCUUGAACUCAGUAUUUGUUUCUGGUGCCAUGCGACUACAAGUACCUAUGCGGGCAAUGUAUGAUGUGAUGUUUCGAUUGUUUUCUUGAUAAGAAUCCAUGUCCAUUCCCCAGACCAAACGAUACGCACCUCAUUGCUCUACUUUUCAAUAUAAAACUCCUCAUGGACACACUCCUCAUUGUCAUGCCCCUCAUUGUCAUACCCCUCAUUGUCAUACCCCUCAGUGUCAUACCCCUCAGUGUCAUACCCCUCAGUGUCAUACCCCUCGUUGUCAUGCCCCUCAUUGUUGUGCUCCUUGUGGGCCUGUUCUUUCAGUGUCACCUUGAUUGUCAUGCUCGUUAUUGUCGCACUCGUUAUUGUCACAAUCCUCAUUGUCAUGCUUGCCGUCUUGUCUAUCUGGGAGUAGGUAUUUUAUUACUCCCUGAUCGUACUAGUAGGCCACUGACUUGACAAAUACGCUUGGUUGCCUUCAUCCACUGUACAAUGUACAAUGUACAAGGCAUUUGUAUUUCGUAUAUACUGAGUGUGAGACUCAUGGCCGCCGACACCCUGCCCCUAAAUUUAUUAAAUUUUGUUUCCAGAGACACGAGAGCGAUGCUGCCUAUUGUGAGUACAUCACUAUGACAACCACUCUAUUUUCGAAUCAUUUCAAAUCUCUCCUAUUCACCCGGUGCGAUUAUUAUUAUUAUUUUCUCACCGCACACAACUACUUGAGCCAAUCUAUGUACCUUGAGCCAUGAUUUUUUCUUCUUGUUCCUACUACAUAUAGCCUACAUGCGGCAAGCAAGAUCAGAAACAGAGGCAGUUUGUUGUGCUCAG